Pleurotus ostreatus (oyster mushroom) is the source of this 2022-nucleotide messenger RNA. Its product is annotated as ATPase with role in protein import into the ER. Gene Ontology annotation, cellular component: membrane; nucleus; endoplasmic reticulum lumen. The transcript is spliced from 8 exons. Gene Ontology annotation, molecular function: ATP-dependent protein folding chaperone; heat shock protein binding; ATP hydrolysis activity. Gene Ontology annotation, biological process: protein refolding; cellular response to unfolded protein; endoplasmic reticulum unfolded protein response. Bases 1 to 2022 code for a protein of 673 amino acids. The record is from RefSeq and is a predicted model, not a curated record. Lineage: Eukaryota; Fungi; Basidiomycota; Agaricomycetes; Agaricales; Pleurotaceae.
AUGGCCCGCCGACCGUCGCGCACGCAGUCACGACAUCUUCUUUCUUCUCUUUCAAUCGCUUUCUUUGCUCUCAUUGCAAUCGUAUGUUUGUGUCCAGUCGCAGUUCGCGCCGAGGAUGGCGCAUCUGAGUACGGCACUGUUAUUGGUAUCGAUUUGGGAACAACUUAUUCUUGCGUAGGUGUACAGCGAGGUGGCCGCGUUGAAAUCAUCGCCAACGACCAGGGUCACCGUAUAACACCUUCAUGGGUAUCCUUCGCUGAUGACGAGAGACUUGUCGGUGACGCCGCCAAAAACGCAUACCACUCCAACCCCGAGAACACUGUCUUCGACGCGAAGCGUCUUAUUGGUCGUAAAAUGGAUGACCCCGAUAUCAAGCGCGACAUGAAGCACUGGCCCUUCAAGGUUCGCGAGAAGCUCGGCAAGCCCGUCAUCACAGUCAAAUACCACGGCGCGGACAAGGACUUUACUCCUGAAGAAAUCUCUGCAAUGGUUCUUACCAAGAUGAAGGAAACCGCUGAGGCCUACCUCGGUGAGAAGGUCACUCAUGCAGUUGUCACUGUCCCUGCCUACUUCAACGACGCUCAACGUCAAGCCACCAAGGACGCCGGCACCAUCGCUGGUCUCCAGGUCCUCCGUAUCAUCAACGAGCCUACCGCCGCAGCCAUCGCCUACGGUCUUAACAAGAAGGCUGGCGAAUCCCAGAUCAUCGUCUACGAUCUCGGUGGAGGAACUUUCGAUGUCUCACUCCUUUCCAUCGAUGACGGUGUCUUCGAGGUUUUGGCUACUGCUGGUGACACCCAUCUUGGUGGUGAAGAUUUCGACAACAGAAUCAUCGAGCACUUCACCAAGCAGUACAAGAAGAAGACCGGCACUGACGUCAGCGGCAACCUUCGGGCUAUGGGCAAGUUGAAGCGUGAGGUCGAGAAGGCCAAGCGUACUUUGUCCUCGCAGCAGAGCGUUCGCAUCGAAAUUGAAAGCUUCGAAGACGGAAACGACUUCUCCGAGACCCUCACCCGCGCUAAGUUCGAAGAACUUAACAUGGAUCUCUUCAGAAAGACGAUGAAGCCCGUCGAGCAAGUUCUCAAGGACGCUAACGUGAAGAAGGAAGACGUUGAUGAGGUCGUCCUCGUUGGUGGCUCUACCCGUAUCCCCAAGGUCCAACAGCUCCUCAAGGAGUUCUUUGGUGGCAAGGAGCCUUCCAAGGGAAUCAACCCUGAUGAGGCUGUCGCUUAUGGUGCCGCCGUCCAGGGUGGUAUCCUCUCUGGCGCUGAAGGAACUGCUGAUGUCGUCCUUGUCGAUGUCUGCCCCCUUACCCUCGGUAUUGAGACCACUGGUGGCGUCAUGACCAAGUUGAUUCCUCGUAACACUGUCAUCCCCACUCGCAAGUCACAGAUCUUCUCUACCGCCGCUGACAACCAGCCUACCGUCUUGAUCCAAGUCUUCGAGGGUGAACGUUCCCUCACCAAGGACAACAAUCUCCUCGGCAAAUUCGAACUCUCCGGUAUUCCCCCCGCUCCUCGUGGCGUUCCUCAAAUCGAGGUCACCUUCGAGAUUGACGCCAACGGUAUCAUGAAGGUCUCCGCUGCCGAUAAGGGAACUGGCAAGUCCGAAUCCGUCACCAUCAAGAACGAGAAGGGCCGUCUGUCUCAGGAGGAGAUUGACCGCAUGGUCGCUGAUGCCGAGAAGUUCGCCGCCGAGGAUGAAGCCCAGCGCAAGCGCAUCGAAGCCCUCAACUCCCUCUCGUCAUAUGUCUACGGCCUCAAGAGCCAGCUCGGUGACCAAGAAGGUCUCGGUGGCAAGCUCUCCGACGACGACAAGAAGACCAUCCUCACCACCGUCAAGGACACCACCGACUGGAUCGACGAGAACGGCUCCAGCGCCAGCGUCGAGGACCUCGAGGAGAAGUUGGCUGAAGUCCAAGCCAUUGUUAACCCCAUCACGACUAAGAUCUACAGCCAGGGUGGCGCACCAGGAGGUGCUGCUGAUGAGGAGGAUCCUAUCAGGGAUCAUGACGAGCUCUAA